AUGAGAGAGAGAAAAGUAGACUAUGGAUACAUGUAUGAGGGUGGUGCACAGAUUGUUAAAAGUGAUAAAAUGCCUCAUCUAUGGACAUCAAGUUGUAUUGACUAUCACUGACUUUUUCCUACAGCCUUUCUUUUCCUUUCUUUUCCCUAAAUAACAGUUUCCUUCAGAUAAACCAUAACAAGAAUUAGAUAUGUUUGCUUUUUGUCAUUUUCAUAACCUUACUUUGAUCAAAGUACACCAACAAUAAUCAACAUGUCACGUUAUAAGAGCAAAGAAUGUAGGAUAAUCACAUUUUUCCUGUUUGAAAGCACCUCUUAAAUCAUCAAAAAUAAAAGAAUAUUAUUCCUCAUGUUUGGCCUGAGUGUUCACAGCAACAUAUUAAAGCUAAACUUUGACUCUUAUAAAGUGGAACAAAUGCAGCAGUUGUUUGAAUUAACCCUUUCUAGUAUGUAAUCUUAUAACCGGUCCUCGGGUUUCAUGACAUUUAGAAAAGUUGAACAAAGAGUUCAUCCAGACCCACAGCAGGAGCUUAUCCAGCAAGUUCAGUCACCAUCACGCUCAAAAACAAAUGUGUGCCCCAAACAUCAGUGACAUUAGGGUCAAACACACCGUAACAUCGAGUUAAACACCCCGUCGAGAGAUUAGUUAUACCAACUUUAGUAACGACCGCACGAUAGCAAUACACAGCGGUCUGAGGAGGAACCAAAACACCACUCUAUAGCCACAAAUAAUGCUCAGAACAGCACCUAACUUCAUCAACAGUUCAUCUUGGGUCCUAGCCAUAGUACUGGCCAUUAAACAUCUUUUUAAUUUUGCCUAAUUUCUCUAGCAAAGAGACUAAACACAACUCACCUGCUCUCAUUCAGCAGCCAUUUGUUUGUAGCAAGACCUCGGGUCAGUCCAUUACGAACUACAGCAGGGUGACGCAGCUCAAGGAAGAACAUUUAUAAUCAGACCGAGAUGCUAAGGCAAAAGAACUACCGUGUCUGCAGAGCAAAAUGAUUAAUAUGGUGAUUAUUACUUCAAGGAAAUGAUAAAGUAAUGACCAUAAAUGUUCUUCCUUGAGCUGCGUCACCCCGCAGCGGUCUGUAAUUGCCUAGCCCGAGGUCUCGCUACAAACAAGUGGCUGCUGGAAGAGCGUAGGUGAGUUAAAGAAAUCAGGCAAAGCUAAAAAGAUGUUUGGUGGCUAGUACUAUAGCUAGGACCCUAUAUGUACUGUUGAUGAAGUUAGGUGCUGUUCUGAGCGUUAUUUGUGGCUAUAGAGUGGCGUUUUGGUUGAGGUUUGUUUGUGGCUCCUCAGACCGCUGUGUAUUGCUAUCCUGCGGUCGUUACCAAAGUUGGUAUAGCUAGAGAAGAGAAGCGGUCGGCAACAUUAAUCUCUCGAGGGGGUGUCUAACUCUGUGUUAUAGUGUGUUAAAUUUGACCCUGACCACUGAAAGCACAUAAUACAUGUUAACUCUUACAACAUAAGGGGAAAUUCAGGUCAAAAGAACUAUGUGACAUGAAAGUAAUUCUUCAAGUUUGUCUGCACCUCUGUGUGUUUUCAGGAGGAUGUGUGAUUCAUGAUCUACACUGCUCACCAACCAGUCUUGUUCUUUACUCUGCGAGGAGAAUAAGCGAAGGCGUGGCUACCUCCCAUAUGCUCUAACGUGAUUGGCCGGCUCUUGAAACCCUUCUGAAGUAGGCGGGACUUCAGGACUGCUUCUGUUUCCGGAAACUACCUAAACACAUACACACGUGUGAGAGAGGCUGACAUCAAACGUACACUGCUCUUUCCUGAAGACUUAGGUGAGUAAUAAAAACUGCUCCAUCUAGGAAUAACAACAUGGGACAAGUCUGCACGCCGUUAAAGACACUAACCUGUUAGCUUGUCGUUUUUGCGAGCAACAGCCUCGCCCCCCGUUAGCAGUGUUAGCUAGCAGCCUGUUAGAUGAUGACCAUGCAGGCGUGUUAGCGGCUCUGCUAACUGAGGAGAUGUCCCCAGGACUUCGUGUCAGUGUUCAGUGUCGAGUAGGAGUGGUCUGUAAGAGAAGUGCUCUCAUCCAAAGCUAGUCGUAACAUUUGCUUCUUAAACAGUAAGCCAUUAGUAUGAAAAGGCGAAGCUUGAAAUAACGCAUCACAAAGCGAUCUCUACUACUAUACCAAAGACAUGAGUAAUGCAGAUUUAAUUUCAGGUCACUCCACUUUGAUAAGUAAAUAUGAGCAUCCUUAGGCACUGUUGUUUUUGUAGUGUGUGUACCAGUGACCUAGACAUGCAAUUGAUGUUGGUAUUGGUUCUCGGCCACCGUAGUUGGGUACUCUUUGGGAUCUAUUCCAUAGCAUUGUGGGAACUCCUAUCUAUCAGAUUACAGCUAGUUAACCAAUACCAACAUCAAGUGCAUCUCUAGGUCACUGGUAACUUCCGUAGUGACUUCUUUUUUUGCAUUCUUUUUUAUUAUUUGCAGCAGUGGUUGUUCUCGGCCACCGUACCCAACAGGGUAUAUUUACAGAGACAUUUAGACUGACAGUUCAGUCAAGUCUGAAUAGGAAAUCUAAUUUGACUGGAUUGUGGGGUUUUUUUUCCUUAGGUUGGCUCUGAUGGCUGACUCAGAGCCCACCCCUGUCCCUGCUCAGGUCGGAGAAAAAAGAAGCUGUCCUGAGGGUGAAGAGAAAGACACGCCAUCCAAAAAACUCAGAGCUGAGAAGGAUAACAAGAAUGGAGACCCACCCCAACCGGACGAUGAGGAGGAGGCGCUUGAGGGAGACGCAAGUGAUGGAGAGGAGGAUGGGGAGACUUUUGCUGAUAUGAUGAAGCAUGGCCUCACUGAGGUGGAUGUUGGUAUCCUGAAGUACGUCAGUGACCACAAGGGCUUCUCAGGAAUCUUGAAGGAAAGGUACGUCCUACAGAGUCUGCAAAAACUGACUCAAAUCAUUUGUAAAUGAUUCAGUUGAGAUGUGAAACUGACGAUACCUUGUGUUUUCUCAGAUAUUCAGAUUUUGUGGUGCAUGAAAUCAACAAACAGGGCAAAAUCGUGCAUUUGGAUGACCUCUCCAUUCCUGCAGAGGUUGAGGUAAGAAAUAUGAAAUGGAUUUAACCAUCAGGGUUACUUUCCUGAACCAUGAUCUAAGUUUUCUUAAUUUACAAGAACAGACCGCACCUUGAUGUUUGAGGAGUAACAAUGAACAUUUAAGACAGAGUGUUAUUUCUUGUUUAAUCCACUUGUUCAUGAAACAUGGAGGUUGGGUAUCACUGAUAGUUUAAUUUUGUGCUUAAUGCAGGUCAAGUUACAGAAACUUUUGUAGAGAGAAAAUUCCUCCACUGUAUUCUCCUCUCUUGACGGAUAUUCUCAUCCUGUGUUGUACAGUUCAGAUAAUGCCUUCAACUGCCUCUACUGUUUGUUUGUUUUUUGUAAGGGAGCCUCAGAGGUUGAGGAACAGCCAGUUGAAUCUGAUGUGCUGACUGAAGAGCAGAAAAAGCAGCUUGGGGAGCUGCAACUCUUCAAGAAUAAAGAGGCCAAUGUCUCGAUUCAGGUGAGUCUUGGCCUUGUGCAGUCAGAGCUUUAUUGUGUGAAAGGUUAAUUGCUCAGAGCUCAGUCCCAAGCUUUAUCUUUAACACUCUGGGAGUCUUACAUGGAAAUGUUGCCCCUGUCUUUAACUGUGUAGGUGGUGGAUGACACGAAAGAGAAGCGGACUCUGGUUCACAAAGCCAUCAAGACUCAAUUUCCUGGACUGGAGACUAAAACUGAAGAGAAGGAAGGGUGCAAGUUUAUAGUGGCGUACCAUGCUGCUGGGAAGAAAGCCUUGGCAGGUAUGCAGAGAGGAGACAGAAACAGAGUUCAGCCGAAAAUGAUCUUGACCGAGUCCUUUACACACGUAUUCUUUAAAACUAUCAAAGAAUUUGUGCAUGUUUAGCUUCGGCUUUUCAACUGCAAUGCAUGUGGAGCCACAUGCAUUCCAGAGCAGUGAAAUAUGAUGCAUGCACUCCAGCAUGUGCAUGAUCAGGGUAUCUGCAUGGUUUAUUCAAAGUGGUUUAAGAUACCAGAUUUGGUAAAGGACUGACAUUGUUAUUCAGUGGAAUGCUUGGUUGUAGAUUUUUACUAAGCUUGAUCAGAAUUAAGCGUUAAAAAGAAAACAUCAUGGAAGAAGAGAUGUGUUGACUCAGAGUCUUGAAAUGUCCUUUACCCACACUACACCCCACUCACAGGCCAAUGCAUGCAGUCUCACCCCUGACAAACAGUCCCAUAGUCUUCAAACACUCUUUCUUAGUAACAUUAUUCUAUCCUCCUUUUGCUUUUCUCUGGUGGAUAGAGGUCAAAGCAGCUACAGGUAAGAAACUAUAUUCCACACAGCUCAGAUGAAGUGGUUUAAACCUACAAGGAGUUCAGUUAGAUUUUCUUUAACAGAAAUUAAGACAUGAUAGAAUUCAUUUUUCCUUUACCAGGAUAAAAAUAUGGAUAGAGAGCAUAGUUAUUAACCUUGGAAAACUACAAAGUCAUGAAUCUUCAAAGGGGUUUCAUCAUGGUAUUUGUGAAUAGUUUUACUAAAUGAGUUUUGCUGUGUGCUUCAAAGUAGCCGUCUUUUUCUGUGUUUACAAAAAGCUCCAAGGAAACACUUCUGGCCCAAAAACCGUGGCAGUUUCUGUCACUUUGUCCUGUACAAGGAGAACAAGGACACCAUGGAAGCCAUCAACGUGCUGUCAAAGUUCCUCAGGUCUGAAUGUAAAAUUCAGUUUUUCAUGGCUGACGGAUCGGCAGUUUUUUUGGCGAUUGUAAAAAUGAUGCUUGUCUUUCUAGGCUCAGACCCAACAUGUUUUCCUAUAUGGGGACCAAGGACAAGAGAGCCAUCACUGUGCAGGAGAUUGCAGUGCUCAAGUGAGGAAACCACAGUUUCAGUCUGAUUGAAUUCAGUCUCACAUCUGUAAAUAAUUUGGAAAUAGGUUGUGGAGUACACAUUUCAUCACAGCUGGGAGUAUUUUUGCAGGUGCUCAUCAGAUCUGAUCUUAAAGGAGUCUUUUCUCUGUCCUCCCAGGAUCACAGCAGAGAGGCUGUCUCACCUUAACAAGUGCCUCAUGAACCUCAAACUAGGAAACUUCAGCUAUAAAAACCACCCUCUGAAGCUGGGGGAGCUGCAGGGAAACCACUUCACUGUUGUCAUCAGGUCAGUAAAAAGGUUCACUCUGAGUUUUUUGACAAUCCAGCAAGGCUGCGGUCAUUCCCUGCUGCUUGUGCUCCUGUGCUGAUAUGUGGAUGUUUUCACAGAGCUUAGAUUUAUCACGUUAGACACCUAAUUCACAGUAUUAACAGUUUGAUCAAGAUUUCACUCAGUCCCAUCCUCUUGAGGUCAGUGUGUUAAUGAUUCAUUAUUGACUGGUUAUUUUCUGCACGUCAGGAACAUCUCAGGAACAGACGAGCAGGUCCAACAGGCCAUGACAUCCCUCAGGCAGACAGGAUUCAUCAACUACUACGGCAUGCAGCGUUUUGGCACCACAGCUGUGCCCACACAGCAGGUUGGAAGGUAAGUUCGUGACAUGGAGGUGCUGGCAUAAAUCAUGGCAGGAUGGUGCUUUCAGGUUUUGCUGUCACUUUUUGUUUUGGACAGAGCGAUCCUGAAAAAUGACUGGAACGAGGUGGUGGAUUUAAUUUUGAAACCCCGUCCCGGAGGUAAAUAAUUUCUCCUGCUCUCCUUUCUUUCAGCUGUAAGGUGAUUUAAAGAGCAUUUAUAAGCUGCAUUUUUCAUUUUCUUCAGCUGAGAAAGAGUUUCUGGUGCGCUGUAGGGAGGAGUGGGCGAAAACUCAGGACCCAGAGGCAGCCCUGAAAAAGCUGCCCAACAAGCGCUGCGUUGAGGGGCAGCUGCUGAGAGGCCUGGCCAUGUACGGCAAGAAGAACAUCGUCACUGCCUUUGGACUGGUUGGUUUCUUACUAACGACACUGAGAAGACUGAAGACAUUCAGAACAUAAAGAAAUGAUCCAGCUCUUAAAGCUGCUAGAAAAAAAUGGCCAAAUUUUAAAGUUGGUUGCACAAAUCCCUGUGCUUUCUAGUACAAAUUGAAUGUUGAGGAUCAAAAGGAUGCUUUCAUUUCCUUUUACUGACAGUUAAAUAUCACAUUUACUCAUAUUUAUAUCCAACCAGUCAGGUUUCUGAUGAGUUGUGUUUGUUCUUUAUUUUCAGAUCCCUCGUAACAACCGACUGAUGUACAUCCACAGCUACCAGAGCGUGGUGUGGAACACCAUGGUGAGCCGCAGAAUUGAAGCCUUCGGCCUCAAGGCGGUAGAGGGAGACCUGGUGCUGCGAGGAAGUUAGUAGCUCAUAUUUUCUCAGCUAGCUCACUGUAAAUAUUAAAGGAACAGUUUGGUGUUUUUGAUAUAGCGUGUCAACAAGUGGGUUUAAUCUCUCAGACAGUUUUCUAGCAUUAUGAUGUUGACUGUGAUGGUCCUCUGUGCUGAUGUUGUCUCUGAUGUGUCCAUGAAGCCACAGCACAUGUGCUGUCUGCAGAGGAGGCUGAGAGUCACUCCAUCCAUGACAUUGUGAUGCCUCUACCUGGGUUUGACGUCAUUUACCCCACUCAUCACGGUAGGAAGUUUCUCUGUAUCAUCUGUGUUUAACUUGAGGGGAUUGUUUCAGAAUUUUUAACACAAAUAUAUGACAGUAGAGUAUCCAUUUCUCACUGACACCCCCUUUGUUUUGCAAUUCUGCAGCAGUUCGUAUUGAAACAAAGCUCUAAAGAGAAAUUUAACUGAAGUCAGAAUGAUGGUGAUACAAAGUGAAUGUCAAUUUAAAAGAGACGCUGGGAAAAUGGGAGACUUGAAAGCACGCACUAUUUUGACUUGUAACACGUGUGUCAUUCUGUCAGUGGGGAAAGGAUACGGAGAGCUGCUCUCUGCAGACGGCUUGGACAUCAACAACAUGAGACACAAAGUGAAGGACUACUCUCUGGCUGGAGCCUACAGACGAAUCAUCAUCAGACCCAGCGACGUCAGCUGGUCAGCAGCAAACGAAAUAUUUGAAUGACUAAAUCUUACUGCAGUGGAUCACUGUUGAUGAAGCCUUUAAUGAUUUAAACCAAAUCUUAUUUAAAUACAAUAGCCGUUUUUUGUGCAGUUCUUUGAAGGCUUACUUCAUUUCUUUUGACAAAUUACUGCUUCCUGAAGUUCACUUCAGAGUCUCAGACUUUUGUCUUUUUUUUUCUUCUGUAUUUCAUGCAGGGAGGUGAUUCAGUAUGAAGACCCCAGGCUCUCAUUGGUGCACAGUGAUUUUGAGAAACUGGAGAACAAACCUGCUCCUGUCGUUAACAACGGUGAGUUCAUUUAGUGCUAAUUUUAAAAUGAGGAAAAGUUGAAAGGGUAAUCUGUAACCAAACGAUUCAGUAUAAAGAGGCAUAAAUACCUUCUUGACUAACCAGAGUAUGUUUUGACCAAAAGAGUGAAGAAAAAAGUAAACUAAGUGCUAAUGAAGCAGAGCUCCUCUGAAUCAUAAUUCAACAUAAAUAAAAAGGUCAACUCUGAGCUUAUGUUUGCUGAAAAUCAUAUUUUAAUAAUCAUAAACUUGUAAAUACAUUUUUGGAUUCCCUCUUUUAUGGUUAAUUUUCUUGUUGAAGAAAAACCUCCAAAAGUAAAUACAAGUUAAGCAGUACAUCUUGAUUUUCACACUUUCACUAACACAAUCCAUUUCUCUCCUUCCUCCAUCAGAGGGGAAGUAUCGAGCUCUUAAACUGGAGUUCUCCCUCCCUCCCUCUACCUAUGCCACCAUGGCCAUCAGGGAGGUCCUAAAGCUGGACACGAGCAUCAAGAAACAGACACAGCUCAACACGACCUGGUUUAAUUAA
Molecule: messenger RNA, 7801 nt
Organism: Xyrichtys novacula (pearly razorfish)
Lineage: Eukaryota; Metazoa; Chordata; Actinopteri; Labriformes; Labridae
Source: the annotation of a GenBank genome assembly